CUCCCUCCUCUUCCUACCUGAUUCAGAUCCGCUCCGGCGCUAUGCGUAUGACCGCGUAUCUCUCUGCAAGCCCAGCUCCACCGGAGAGACCCGCACGCCGCCGCCGCCGCUGCUGCUGCUGACCGCCGGCCGCCCGCGAGCACCCAACGCCGGCUGACGAGCCACCCAGGCCGGGCAACAGGAGCGGCAGACACCGCCGCUGGUUAACCUCCGCCGGAGCAGAAGAGGGAAGAAAUUAAGUCGCCGAGAGUUGGCCCUGGAUAGAGAGAUCGGCAAGAGGACGAGUGUGGCGUCCCGGAGCCUGCUGUCCCAUUCGUCAUCCUCUCCUCUUUUCCUCUACUUAGCCAAGCUUUCACCUCGCCAAAGUCCACCCUUCCCUCCUCCUCGUCUCCUCUUUUAUUCAGAGCUCCCCUCCUUUUGCAACUUUUCACCUGUGUCUUGUCACUUUACUUUUGUCUGCCUCGCUCCCUCUCCUUGGCCUUCGGCUGCAAACCCGUCAUGGCGUCCAAGCUGAACCCAAACGUCCUGUAUGUGGCGGGGCCCGGCGAGUCCCUGGGGUCGCCUCAGGCCGACUCUGAGAGGACUCAUAUUGCCGGUGAAGCUGGAGAAGAGUCGUCAGACAGUGAUGGAGAACAGGAAGAGACGUCGCACAAGCUGAUCCGCAAAGUGUCCACCUCGGGACAGAUGAGGACCAAGAAAAGCGUGAAAGAGGGAAUCCUGUUAAAGCAGACCAGCUCCUUCCAGAGAUGGAAGAGGAGGUACUUCAAACUCAGAGGGAGGACCCUCUACUAUGCCAAAGACUGCAAGUCCCUGAUUUUCGAUGAAGUGGACCUUUCAGAUGCCAGUGUGGCUGAGACCAGCACCAAGAACAUCAACAACAGCUUCACAGUGAUCACUCCAUUUCGCAAGUUGAUGUUAUGUGCCGAGAGCAGGAAGGAAAUGGAAGACUGGAUCACUGCUCUCAAAUCCGUCCAAAAAUGGGAAACCUACGAGGCCAGUCAGUUCAACAUGGAGCAUUUCUCUGGGAUGCACAACUGGUACGCCUGCUCACACGCCAGACCGACCUUCUGCAACGUCUGCCGAGAGGCGCUGCCAGGCGUCACCUCCCACGGCUUGUCCUGCGAAGUUUGUAAGUUCAAGGCUCACAAGCGCUGUGCAGUUCGCUCCACCAACAACUGCAAGUGGACCACGCUGGCUUCCAUAGGAAAUGACAUCAUUGAGGAUGAGGAAGGGGUGUCCAUGCCCCACCAGUGGCUGGAAGGCAACCUGCCCGUCAGUGCCAAAUGUGUGGUGUGUGAUAAGAACUGUGGCAGCGUGCGGCGGCUGCAGGACUGGCGCUGCCUUUGGUGCAAGGCCAUCGUCCACAACAGCUGUAAAGAACAAAUGGGGAAGGUGUGUCCUUUGGGUCAAUGUCGAGUGUCAAUCAUCCCUCCUACUGCACUUAACAGCAUCGACUCAGAUGGCUUCUGGAAGGCCACCUCAGCGUCGUGCUCCAGCCCUCUGCUGGUCCUCGUCAACUCCAAAAGUGGGGACAACCAGGGGGUCAAGUUCCUCCGCAAGUUCAAGCAGCUUCUCAACCCAGCUCAAGUCUUUGACCUGAUGAACGGAGGACCAGAGCUCGGCCUUCGCCUUUUCCAGAAGUUUGUGACGUUCCGUAUUCUGGUGUGUGGAGGAGAUGGCAGCGUGGGCUGGGUGCUCUCGGAGCUGGAUAAACUCAACCUCCAUAAACAGUGCCAGCUCGGCGUGCUGCCUCUGGGCACCGGGAACGACCUGGCUCGUGUGCUGGGCUGGGGAGGCCUCUGCGACGAUGACGCUCAGCUGCUGCAGAUCCUGGAGAAGCUGGAGAGAGCCACCACCAAGAUGCUGGACCGAUGGAGCGUGAUGACUUACGAGGUUCCCACCACCAAUAAACACACGCCGAUCGUGAAGGAAGAUGACAGCCUUGAUUCUCCUCUGCAGGUCCACAUCACUCAGUAUGCAGACUCCGUGGCCUCCCACCUUGCCAAGAUCCUGGACUCGGACAAACACAGCGACGUCAUUUCCUCUGCCAAGUUUCUGUGUGGGACGGUGAAUGAUUUUGUGGCGGAGGUGGGGAAGGCGUACGAGAGAGCCACGGAGAACAAGGAGGAGGCAGAUGCCAUGGCAAAGAAGUGUGCAUUGCUGAAUGAGAAACUCGAUUCCCUCGUCAAGGCCUUAAGCGAGGAAGCGGAAGCUCAGGUGGUGCCGGCAGGCUCCGUUCCCAGCCAGGAGAGCGGCGGCUCGAGCCCCGGAGAAAGUGGCGGCGAGUCGGGUUCAGAGGGCAAAACGUAUCGGUCCAAAGAGCAGCUGAUGCUCAGAGCCAACAGCCUGAAGAAAGCCCUGAGGCAGAUCAUCGAACAGGCUGAGAAAGUGGUGGAUGAACAGAACAGACACACGCAGGUCCAGAGGAUGUCGUCUUCGUCCUCCAUCAAGAGAGAAAACAGUGAGGAGCUGAAGGAUGCUGAGCCACGUCCGGGAAGCUUGAGUCCCACCUCCCCCAUCGUCCUGGAGAAACCAGAGAGCCUCAACACAGUGACCUUCAGCGAGGACUCGGUACAAUGUUCAGAGAAGUGCGUGAUGAACAACUACUUCGGAAUCGGCCUGGACGCCAAAAUCUCCCUCGAGUUCAACAACAAGAGAGACGAGCACCCCAAGAAGUGCAGUAGUCGCACCAAGAACAUGAUGUGGUACGGAGUCCUGGGAACCAAAGAACUGGUCCAGAAGACGUACAAGAACCUGGAGCAGCGAGUUCAGCUGGAGUGUGACGGGGUUCCCAUGUCUCUGCCGAGUCUGCAGGGUUUGGCUGUUCUCAACAUCCCCAGCUAUGCAGGCGGGAUCAACUUCUGGGGAGGCACCAAGGAGGACAAUAACUUCGGUGCUCCGUCAUUUGACGAUAAGAAGUUGGAGGUGGUGGCGGUGUUUGGCAGCAUGCAGAUGGCCAUGUCCAGAGUCAUCAACCUGCAGCACCAUCGCAUCGCACAGUGCCGGCAGGUGAAGAUCACCAUCCUGGGGGAGGAGGGGGUUCCUGUGCAGGUGGAUGGAGAGGCCUGGGUCCAGCCCCCCGGCAUCGUCAAGAUCGUCCACAAGAACCGGGCUCAGAUGCUCACCAGAGACAGAGCGUUCGAGAGCACGCUGAAGUCGUGGGAGGACAAGAGGAAGAUCGACAGCUACCGCGCCAGCAGGCCCCGCCUUAACUCCCAGCAGUCCAUGGAGUACCUGACGGAGGAGGAGUGUGCUCAGGUGCAGCAGCUGGGCAUCGUGGCCGACACGCUCAUCAACAAAAUCCGCGAAGCAGCCAAGACCCACAAGCUGGUGGAGCAGGAGUUGGCCCACGCCGUCAACGCCACCGCCCUGGUGCUCACCGAGGCCAAACUGUCCAGCCCCGAGUGUCUGAGUCGCAGCACUGCAGUGGAAAUCGUCAACAGCAGUAAAGUUCUCCAGGCGGAAACCAGGAUGCUGCUGGAUGGAAAACUACUGUCGGAGUCUCCGGAGGAAGAGGAGCUUCGCUCGACUCUGAACAGCCUCAGCGCUGAGCUCCACAAGCUGGACGACAUCCACUGGAUCUGCCCGCUCAUGCAGUGCUCUGAGGAGGACUCGGUGAGGGGCAGCACGAAGAGCAGCAGCAGCAUGAAGCUGAAGAUCAUUCCGAAGGUGAAGAAGGAGAGAGAGAAGCUCCACAAGCAGAAGUCCAACAGUUCUCUCUCAGGAGCUUGGGACAUCAAAGGUGGAGCCGCAGAGGCAGAUUCUUCAGGCAACUGAAGUCCUGAUGAGGUGCUUUAUUUCCAUCCCGUCACCCUGACAACGGGCCUGUCCUCCUCCUCCUCCUCUCUACCCGCCACGCUCAGUGGCUUCACGGAGGUGUUGGGAAGAAAAGGAAAACCAUCUUUCUGCCCUUUUCACUUCUGGUGUCAUCUUUUUUUCUGCACAGCGGGAGGAAUUCUUUUAUUUUUUGUUCCUGUUUUUCUCGAAUCUUUUGGAAGGGGCCUGGCUUCACAUCACAUUGCUUCACCAAGUGUUUUUGGUUGUGUAGGUGUGGCCAGCGGCCAGUCAAACGGGAGACGGGGGAGGUUUUGGGGCGACGGCGGCGGCGUCCACCUUGUUUCUGUUUCUUUGACAAAGAAAUGUGUUUACGUGGCUGCUCUCCUUGCAUGUCGAGGGCAGCCAUCUUGUUUUCUAUCUACUAUCAUGAGUUGUUACAGUCUUUGGCUUUUUUCUCUCUAACUUAAUCGUUUUAGUUCUGAACUUCUGAACAGCCUUCAGACUUUGAUUUUUGAUCGUGAGAAGAGUAUUUAUUCGGUGUUGCUACUGCCAUGAGAACUCUGACGGCAACUAAUCGACAAAAUGAACAAACUGAAACAUCUCAACCUUAUCGUCUACUGAACUGGAGAAUAUCUUAAAUGUUGCAAAAAAUAUACCGAGGAAUGUACUUGUGUGGACUUGUAUUAACCUGUGAAUAGCGUUAAACGAUAAACCAUGUAUGAUUUCACAAAGGUUCUACUGUCGUGGUCCUAAAGUGGUUCUUAAUAGGCUGUCGUGUGACUCGUGUGGUCCGAGGCGGCAAAAAUACUGACCUUGGCUGUGAGUCAUUUCAUCUGCAGCCUCACGAGACGAUCGCUCAGUUAUGAUCAAGGCCUGGAGUGUGACUUAUGUGGGAGUCAGUAGGAUCUACUCCCGUCGUCUCACCUGCUUUAUGAAGAAGCGUUUAGCUGCAGCAGCAGCAGAUGAAGUGACUCCCUAAGUCAGAUGUUUUUGCCGGCGUGUGGUGGAGGAAGCAUCGAGGACUGAACGUCACAGCUACUCAGUGUACCGCUUCUACUUUGCCAUAUUCAUGAUUGUACGUGUAAUAUAAGAGUCAGUGGGUGUUUGAUUUUGCCUUGUCUGUGGUUCAAAGCUAUUAUUCUGAUUAUUACAAAUCUAUAUUUAUAUUUUUUUGUAUAUCUUAUUUUCCCAACCCGUGAAGCUGUCUGAGCUUUGCUGCUUCCCCCUCUGAGCGGCUCCUCGGCCACCGUGCGUAUAAUGGAAGCCGUCCUGUGUGUCCCUGCAUGCAUACUUAGCCUCCCUACGCCUCACAGUGCAAGUUGCCUCAUUAUAGUGAAAUUUUUAGCUCGUUUGUUCUGACUGGUGACAUUUUGUGAGCAUUGAUUUGGUUUUAACCUGCUCGACCAGGACCAGACUGUUUAACUGCCAGAGAAGAGAAGAAGUUGAAGAGUGUGUUGAUUUACAGCCUGUGUGCUAAUUCUAAGUGUCUCUGAGCAAACGCCAGUGUUGGAUGUGUGAUUAUUUGCUCUAGCUGGGGCCGGAAAGAGUUGGUUUUUAGACACGUGUGCUCUUAGAGGCAGCGUCUUGACAGGAAUGAUCCUUAAAGGAGUCCAGGAAGGUCACUUAUUUGCUGUUUUACCUUCAGACAGACGAGAGGAUGAACAUGUUUGUUUGGUCUGUGCACUCGGUAAAGAGAUGCGUUUCACUUCAAUGGGAGAACAUUGAGCUGCAGUAAAGGUGAAACACGCCUCGCAGCGGCUAGGAAACGUCUUUUAUUUGCUGGUUUUAGUGUUUGUUGCCAAAGAGGACAGUUUGUGAGCUUCAAGGUGUGAUCUGGGCCGUCGUUAAAGAUGUUAAAUAUGUUGGAGGACGGCUGUUUUUACCUUUAAACAGUCUUUGUUAGAAACGUAGUUGAAUUUGUGUGUAAGCAACUAAGAGACAGUCAGACAAAUAAUAUCAUAACAUGUCAGUGCUUUUAAUUUAAUACAGAACUAAUGUGAACUAGUCAAGCUAGGACCUGAGUUAACUAUGAGCUAAAAAUACCAUCAGAUUAAAUAAGUAGUAAAGUUAACGAUGCCUGCUUCACCAGAACGUGUCAUGUGGAUGUAUUUAAUGAGCUUUUUAUUAGUUUUUAUCUGCCAAGGUAGCUUAAGGUUAGUUAUUUUGCGAGGCUACGGUCAAGAGAAAAGUCCAACGUCUCAGCUAAUAGAUGUUUAAAAGCUGUUUUCUUUUAGUGAACUUAAAAUGAAAUGUGUUAGAGAACAGUUGAGCUGUUGGAGGUGUGUAAGAAAACGCAGUAAGACAGCAAAAAAGUGAAUGUCACGACAUGUUGGGUGACUUCAGAAAGCUGCAAUGUUCAGUGUCAAAUAGAAACGAUGAAAAUGUUGAUUAGAGAAACUGGAAAACAGCGUUUUGGCCUUAAAAGUUUCAUCAGAAUCUCGCCUGAGCGUGGUAGAAAAAAGUGAAUUUAGUGAAACAUUGGAGUGUUACUUGAAGAAAGAAGCUAAAAUGUGAGCAGCUGAAGAUGUUGCACAAAGUGAGCUUGGUGGUGUUGAUAUAAAGGAAGAACCACAGAAACGUGUGUUGUAAUGCGCAGCUUCGCUUGUUUGUGAUGAAAAGGGACAAAAAAAACAGUAGUAUGAUUCAAGAACUCACUUUGGAGUCUUAGUUUGGACACGAACAAGGCGGGAAACUAGCAAAGGAUCAUUUCUGUGCUUUUAUUUUUUCUAGAAACGGUUUAUUUUGUGUGUGAAGUGGCCCUUUGGAGCUACUGUGAGGCGCUACUCGGUGUUCAGCUCUGGUAGGAUCGUGCUGCUGCUGUGUCCGCUCUACACCUUAGAGGCUUUAGUGGUUGUCGUGCCAAGUUCGUAGUGACUUUAGUGGGUGGUGAGACGUUCAGGGUGCGUGGGAGCUUACAUGCGUGUGUCGUACAUUUCAAAGUUUACUGUAUCUUGCCUUGCACUUUACAAAGAAGCAAACUUAAUGGGGGGAAGAAAAAAAGACAUUUGCGUGUAUGUGUGUGUGUGAGUUUAUUUUAUAAUUGAUUUGAUGACAGGAAUCUUUUAUUUAUGACAAAUGUAUACGGACAAAAGUGUGUGGAUAAAAUGUAAUAUAUCUAACCAAUUGUAAAAGAAUGAUAAAUAUAUAGAAAUGUAUACGCAGACGUUACAUCAGUAGUGGUGCAGUCGCUCUCCUGCCAAUCCAUCGUCAUGGUUUCAUUUCAAUAACAGUAGGUACGUUUAUUAUAACUUUAAGCCAAAGUUGUUGACAUUUUUAAGUGUUAUUUAGACACAAGAGGAGAUGUUGAGUUUGUGCUGAUGCUAAUAUUUGGUUGAACUGUUUGUAGUUUUGAUUUUAUUGGCUUUUGUUGUGCUUAUAAAGACUCACAUGUGGAAGCCAUUUCUGGAUCUAUCUGCCUGUGUUGUUGUUGUUGUUUUCUUUGAAUGCAUUGCAUUUUUUAAAGAUAUUUUGUGGCUGUUAAUUUUUUUUUGUCAAACUGCAAAAAUGUCAUUUUGGACUGAGACUCUUCUGAGGAGCAGAGAGGAAAACCCACCGAUUUCAAGCACUCAGCCAUGUUUGUGCAACAGUAUUCCAUAGAGAACAUUUGUGAACGCACCCCCUGAUCAGCCAAUGCGCGCAGUGCUGGAGCCGGACUAGAUGUUGCACGACCUUGUGCGUCGCGAGGUGUUUUGUUGUGUUAUCGUGUGCAGUGUGUAACAAAGACAAAGUCAGUGCAACCUCUCUGGAGAUUAAAUGAAUUAUUCAAGUGUGAA
Stegastes partitus (bicolor damselfish) is the source of this 7550-nucleotide messenger RNA. Its product is annotated as diacylglycerol kinase eta. Gene Ontology annotation, molecular function: ATP-dependent diacylglycerol kinase activity. The coding region runs from base 499 to 3777 and encodes 1092 amino acids. The transcript has 31 exons. Lineage: Eukaryota; Metazoa; Chordata; Actinopteri; Pomacentridae. Gene Ontology annotation, biological process: phospholipase C-activating G protein-coupled receptor signaling pathway. The record is from RefSeq and is a predicted model, not a curated record. Gene Ontology annotation, cellular component: plasma membrane.